AGUAACAUUCUUUUCCGCCUUCAGAAGGUAGCCGUUAAGCUUUCCCUCGCAAUUCAAAUCUCAUUCUUUCCUUUGUAUGGAGAAUGAAGAUAGACACAGGUAAAGAAAGGAUAGCUUUAUGCAAGCCAGAAAAGCCAUUCUUUUCUGAGUACUUCUACAUAUGUUUGUAUAUAUAUUCUCUCAUUUGGAACUCUUCUUCCCAAAUCCCAAGGCAAAUUCUUGUUGAGAAAUAACAUAAACCCAGAAAAGCAGAAACCCAAAACGACCAACCCCACAAGAAAUACGGACCAUGUCUUUGAGCCCACCUAGGACAAGAACAAAUGACACGACCACAAGAACCUACCAGCCAUAUUGGUGCUACCAGUGCCAUCGAAGGGUCAGGAUUGCUGCGUCAGACCCAUCAGAAAUCAUCUGUCCUCGAUGUUCCGGGCAGUUCCUUUGCGAGGUUGAGAUGAACAGACCGAGAUUAGUUGUUGAUUUCACUGCUUUUGAUCCCUCGCCUGUAGUCCGCUCACUUGAAGCGCUGUCUCUUAUGCUUGACCGGCCAAUUAGAAGGUUUAAUUAUUUCGGUUUUGAUGAUAAUCUGGAAUCCCAAUAUCGUGGACGGUACUGGUUUCGGAGACGAAAUCAAUGGGACCCUGAUCCUGAAACCCGUCCCUGGAGGCUUCGAAAUCAGAAUUUAGAUGGGAGAGUGCACUCGGAAGAUGUACCUGGACUCCCAUCUAGACCAAUAACCGAACCAAAUUUGCCACCUGAAAACCCGAUGCGCCCCAUGGUUAGCCUGAGGGACUACUUUUUCGGCCAAGUCCUAAACGAGCUGAUCGAACGAGUGACCCAAAAUGACCGACCAGGUCCGCCGCCGGCAUCCGAAUCAGUUAUCAACGCAAUAUCAACGGUGAAGGUCACAGGAAGUCAUUUGGUGAAUGAAUCGCAUUGUCCAGUCUGCAAGGAAGAUUUCAAAGUUGGAGAGGAGGCAAAGGAGCUACCUUGCAAACACAUAUACCAUAAUGAUUGUAUUGUGCCAUGGUUAAGGUUACACAACUCUUGCCCAGUCUGUAGGAAAGAGUUGCCGCCUGUGCCUGAAAAUAGCACUCCUACACAUGAUGAUCAUCGUGAACAUGUUGAUCAUCGUGAACGCGAGCAUGUAGAUGCCAGGAAUGGAAGGUACCUGACGUUGAUGAGGCAAUUGGGAAACUUGUGGCCAGAUCGUCCAAGGUAUUGAGGAAUCUGUCCUCAUGGAGAGCAUCAUGGUGCUUUUCAUGGACGCGAGAUUUGAUCAAUACUUGUUGAAGAUUCUAUCUUUACAGCAAUAUUUAAAGAUUAUAUAUAGUAUCUGAUUAUUUAAAGAAUGAAUUCAAUUCAUUCUUGUA
This is a messenger RNA of Hevea brasiliensis (rubber tree), 1370 nucleotides long. RefSeq names its product E3 ubiquitin-protein ligase RZF1-like. The record is from RefSeq and is a predicted model, not a curated record. NCBI's taxonomy places the organism in Eukaryota, Viridiplantae, Streptophyta, Magnoliopsida, Malpighiales, Euphorbiaceae. Gene Ontology annotation, cellular component: cytoplasm. Gene Ontology annotation, biological process: protein ubiquitination. The transcript has a single exon. The coding region runs from base 290 to 1222 and encodes 310 amino acids. Gene Ontology annotation, molecular function: ubiquitin protein ligase activity.